Molecule: messenger RNA, 2434 nt
Organism: Arabidopsis thaliana (thale cress)
Lineage: Eukaryota; Viridiplantae; Streptophyta; Magnoliopsida; Brassicales; Brassicaceae
Product: Homeodomain-like superfamily protein
Exons: 4
Coding region: 73-1902 (609 amino acids)
Source: RefSeq, marked reviewed
AAAGUGAACCAAAUCGCAGGAAUUAACCUCUGAAACGAUGAACAGAAGAAAUUGCAAAAAGAAGAAGAAGAUAUGAGUUCUCGAAUUUUAUCCUCCGAUUCGGACGACGUUGAUGAAGAAAACCCGAAAACUCACGAGAAUGGUCCAAUUGGAGGAAAGACUCAAAAUUUAGGGCAAAGCAAGGGAGGUGAUAGUGAUAAUGUUGUAAAGACUAAUACUUGUUUCGUGUGUGAUGGGAAAGACAAUUGGGUUUUGGUAUGUUACGGAGAGGAAUGUACUAUAGCUAUUCAUCAGAGUUGUGCAUCUGAUGAACCUGAUUUCGAUGAAUUUGGAAAUUUCUAUUGUCCUUAUUGUUGGUAUAAGCGUGUAGUUGUCAAGUGUUUGGAGUUAGGGAAGAAGCUUAUGCUGACUGACAAGUCUAGGAAGGGAUGUAGAGAGAGUUUAGGAGGAGUAGAUGUGGGUUUAAUGAUGGAGAAAGAAGCUGGAGGUGUUGAGAAUGUAGUGGAGGUUAAUGUUUCUGGAGCAAGUGGUAUGGUUAGUGGGAAGAGAAGGGAAGGUGAUGGAUUAAACAAUAAAUGGAUAGUGAUCGAGAAGAGUCAGAAAAUGCAAAAAGUUGCUGCUGAAACUCAUUCUCGGGAAAAUUCUAAGGCUGAUGAUAUUGAUUCGGAUAAGGGAAGAAAGCAGCGAGGAAGAUUUAAUGAGAAGAAUUAUGAAAUUUCAUAUGCGUGCAUUUCUAAUGCAGGUGAGGGAAGAAAGGGAAGGGUAAGAAGAGGUAAUGAGAAAAAUCAUCAAGCACCAGAAGCGCACAGUAUUGAUGUUGGUGGGGAAAGAAAGCGACAGAGAAGAUGCGAUGAUAUAAACCAUGAAAAAGCACAACCGCACAGUUUUGCUGUUGGUAUCAAAACAAAAGAGAAGAGGAGAUACAGUGAGAAGAACCAGCAAAACAAAACAGUUGCAACUACUCAUGAACACGACGUCUUAACUAAUGAUGGAAGAACAGAAGCCCGCGAUUCUGAUUUCGGUGAGGGAAGAAGUGGGCAAGGAUGUUUCCAUGAGAAUAACCAGCAAACGAAAGUGUCGUCUACUGAAAGAUGCGAGCAGGAAAUCCCUAGGACCAAUAAAAGAGUGUCACUCGGUUCUGGAUUAGGGGAGGGGCGAUAUCGGGAGGGAAGACAUAUUGAAAAGAAUCAGCAUACCGAAACUGUUAAAACUGAAACUCAUGGGAAGGAAGUUUCUAAGGAUAGGAAGAGAAAGCGGGAAAGAGGAGUGGAAAGAGAUGGGGAUGAGUUCUAUUUGGCGGAGAAUCAAGACAGACAAUGCCAAGCUGAUAUGAGAAAUGAUGAUGUGGCCUUCAAUAAGCAAGCGACUGGUUUCAGCACAGUUGAACAAGUAGAGCGAAAGUCUGUAUCAUCUAUUUCAUCUCCGGAGUCUACAAACAAUGUUAACGACCCUAAUGUUGCUUUUCAAGAGUUAGCUUUGAUCAUCCACCCUAAGGCUGGUGUACAAGAACAACCUAUCGAAGCACGACCUUUACGCUCUGUCUCUUCGAAGAAACCAUCUUUUCAACCUGAAAAAUACGGACACAAAAGUUACCUGGAGAAGAAUGGACCUGCGUCUAAUGAUCCCGCACAAAGUGCUACAAAAAGGAAAAGACGAUUUUGGACGCUGGCAGAAGUAGAGAUGCUUAGGGUUGGUGUGCAGAAAUUCCCUGGCGAGAGGAAUAUUCCAUGGCGCAAAAUCUUGCAAUUUGGUCGGGAUGUGUUUCAUGAUGAACGGGCUCCAAGCGACCUCAAGGACAAGUGGAAGACGUUAAACAAAAUUCCUUCUGACACGGGGAAAUGGGUAAGCCUUUCAACUGAAAGACAACCGAAUUACUAUGUGUCUGAAGUUAGUUCUGAAUGACCUAUCGGACUUAGCAAGCAUUAGAGCUUAGAAGAGUAGUAGAUAGGGCUUUGCAGAUUUUGUACAACCUUGCUUGCUCCUAGUUUGCUAAAUGUAUAUGGAGCAAAACUGAUCUUACCUUUUAACACUAAAUUCAAAAAAAAAAAAAAAAAAUUGAUCUUACCUUUCUAAUUUGUAUGUCCUCGGCAAUGUAGAGAAUUCACAAGAGUGAGAUGAUAUUUCAUGACACUUGAACACAAGUUUAUACUAAAAAUCAUGAACCAAUGUUGUACUUCAAUAUCUAUUAAACUUUUACAUGUCUUUUGAUAUGGAUUUCUCUGCAAUUGUAAGACAAAGAAGAAAACAGUAAGGUCAAUUUUACACUUCGUGUAAACAAACUUUUUUCUAAGUUUUUAAUGAAUUAAAAAAUAGAUGUUUUAGACAGAAAAUGAUGAGGGUAGAAUUCCCGCCAGUGCGUGGGUUCAACUAUAAAUCCUUUAACCGCCACGUGUCCUAGAAGAGUGCCACGUACAGCCACUAUCCUCCACUUUCG